Molecule: messenger RNA, 855 nt
Organism: Klebsormidium nitens
Lineage: Eukaryota; Viridiplantae; Streptophyta; Klebsormidiophyceae; Klebsormidiales; Klebsormidiaceae
Source: the annotation of a GenBank genome assembly
AGUUUCUUCGCUAGGAGCCAGAAUUUUAGAGUCUGGGCAUUUCUGAUCAAGCAUUUCUGCGGUACUUCGUUGGGAGAGAGGACUCCACCAUUGAAGCAAUCUGAAAGUAGGUACAGGAAGUGUCAUCCUUCUACUUAGAGGCCUGGCCUUUCAGUCUUCCCUGCUAUCCACCAUGGCGGCCGCGGCACUCGCUCUGCAGCGCCACGCAGCUGCCUUGGUCCUGCGGCCGAUGGCAAUGCCGGGCAUGACUGCCGCCACCGAGGCGGCUCAUUGCAGAACCGUCACCUGCUCCGCAUUGCCUAGAAAUCCCGCCGGUUACUCUGUGAUGGAAGAAGCGAAAAGGCAUCAGGAGAACGAAACAGAGUUGAUGGGACGGGGCGAUAAGCGGACACGGAAGGGGAAAAUCUUCGCUGGGUCGUUCGGAAACUCCCGACCAAAGAACGGGAAGAAGAGGGGUGGCAUCAGCUUUACUCCUCUUCCUCCUUCACCACCGAAGAAGGACGACUCCGAGUAAAAGUCUAUCCAUCACAAGCUUGUAUAUGAUUCUGUAAGCAUCAAGUUGGUUGGUGAUUGCAACUGAUCCGGAAGGGAGAAGCAUGUCCAGGAGGUGAAGCGGCACUGAUAUUGCACUUGGACAUGUUUUCAUAUGAAGUUUCUCGCCAUUAACCGGAAACACACAAGACUGGACAAUCGAAAAGUCUGUACACCAGCACACGGAGGGUUUUGAUGCUUUGAGUAUCGAAGUUGUCCUGAAAGUCUGUUGUUUCGCAACAUCCAAGUGGCUCGGCGGCUUCUGUGAUCACAAGGCGGGCGUUUUCUUGUGCACUGAUCAUCUUCGAAGGUAUUUUAUUUAAG